AUGAAGCAAUCAAGACAAUCUGCCAAAGUCGCCUAUCAAGGCUUGACGGAGUUGGUCAAAUUUGGAAAAUUCACUGAAACAGAAGGUGCUCAAGCUACUAGUACUCUGAUUGCUAUAGUGGCAGAAGAACAUGUGGCACCAUCAAGGUCAAAUCUUAGUUUUUCAUUUGAAGUUUCUGAUGAUGAUGAUGAUGAUGAUGAUGACGACGAUGACGAUGAUGAUGAUGAUGAUGAUGACGACGAUGAUAAUGAUGAUGUGAAUUUUCGUCUGUUCGUUCCACAUAAGGAUCCAGUCAAUGAAGCUGUGAUUACUCCAGCUGAGACAGAGUUUGUAAUCAAUAUUUUCAAGCAACCAGAUAAUCCAACGCCCGAACAGAUGGAAGAACUUAUUAAAGAAUUACAGUCAACUGCAAGGAAGCAUCCCCAAGCAGUUCUUGUUACUGUUGAAUCUCCAUAUGAGAGUGAUAAAGACGAACCAAAUGUCUCCCAGAUGCCAAAGAAGCGAAGACGUAGAAAUCCAAGGCCGGGAGUGCUUAUUGCUGAACUAGUACAACUGCCAACUUCGAAUGCUGAGCUAGCCCAAGUUAUUCAAGAUGUUCAAACUCCAAUUGUUGAAGCAGCCCAGGUUCAUCAAGAUGUUCAAAGCCCAAUCGUUGAACUAGCCCAAGUUGAUGUAGAUGAUCAAAAUCCAACUUUUGUUGAAGACUUCUUUGUUGAUGAAGAAACUUUUGCCUCAGGAAGUUCUUCUGCUCCACCACCUCCAGAGCAUGAUGCUCCAUCUAUGAAGCUAACCAAUCUUCUUUCUUUUCAAGACUCUAUUCCUCAGUCAAUAGGAAAGGGUAUACAUAUUGGCUCAGGACAAAGAGGUGAUGACGACUCUCAACAAACCAUCUCUAAGCUCAGACAAGAGAUACUAAUUUUGAAGCAGGAAUCCAUUGAAAAGGAUCUGCUGAUUGGGAAGUUGGAUGUGAGAUUUUCGGAGCUUGAAAAGGAGAAUUCCCAAAAGAAUAAACAUAUCUCAGAACUUCAAGACAAUCUUGGUGGUCUGACAGCCUUCUACUUUGAUCUCAAAGACAAACUAAUUGGAAAGUUUGGUGAUGAGUUCAAGAAUUCCAGUUCUGAUGGUGAAAAGGCUCCUGAAUCAUCUGAAAGGGUGGUAAUUGGUCCUGCUCCAGAUUCCAACAUAGAUCAAUAUUUGUCUUUUAGCCCUGUCACAGCUAAAGAGAGAAGGGAGAAACAGAAGAAAUUGGAUAUGCUGAAGAAAGAUAAAAUGCUUCUGAUGAAGAAUUCUGAUAAGAAUGCAACUAGAGAUCACCCCCAGAUGUUCAUCAAAGAAGUUGGAAAAAGAAAAUUUGUUGAUCGAUAA
Molecule: messenger RNA, 1365 nt
Organism: Lactuca virosa
Lineage: Eukaryota; Viridiplantae; Streptophyta; Magnoliopsida; Asterales; Asteraceae
Source: the annotation of a GenBank genome assembly